Prunus armeniaca (apricot) is the source of this 297-nucleotide messenger RNA. Lineage: Eukaryota; Viridiplantae; Streptophyta; Magnoliopsida; Rosales; Rosaceae. The record is from the annotation of a GenBank genome assembly.
AUGGUGAUGUUGGUCCACGCCAAAGAUGAUGCCUACCUCGAUGCCGUCAUUCCCAAGCGCAUCCAACUCUUUGAAUCCAUACAGGCCCAGAAACAUGCUGCUCGACAGUCCCUCCCCUCCGAUCCUAUCAAACCAACAUGUAGACCGGGGGCUAUGCUUGAUUAUCAACUUCCCGAGCGAUUUGAGCUGUGUUACUCAUCGGAGGAAGGCAAGAUGGAGAGGCACAGAGCUAUUUUAGGUUCUGUUGAGCGCAUGGUUGCUGUACUGUUGGAAGACUACAAGGGGAAAUGGCCCUAG